Orcinus orca (killer whale) is the source of this 3955-nucleotide messenger RNA. RefSeq names its product RAD21 cohesin complex component like 1 (gene RAD21L1). The coding region runs from base 1051 to 2718 and encodes 555 amino acids. Gene Ontology annotation, molecular function: chromatin binding; protein binding. The transcript has 13 exons. Gene Ontology annotation, biological process: mitotic sister chromatid cohesion; replication-born double-strand break repair via sister chromatid exchange; synaptonemal complex assembly. The record is from RefSeq and is a predicted model, not a curated record. Lineage: Eukaryota; Metazoa; Chordata; Mammalia; Artiodactyla; Delphinidae. Gene Ontology annotation, cellular component: synaptonemal complex; cohesin complex.
GGCCACACACAUUAAAAUCUCUAGCUGUCCCAUUGAGGAAUGUGGUUCGGUAGAUUGCAUAACCUUUAUUUUGGGCCCAAUGAUUUGAUUCUUGGGGUGAAAAUGGGCAUUGAUCAAAGGUCAUCUAAGUUUUUAAUUCCGUGGCUGAUUUUGUUUUUGUAUUCGCUUUGGUUCAGUUUUCUCUUUUAUCAGAACUUUAAGUAGGAAAGAAGUUAAAAAAUGGUUCUCUAGUGGCAGUUUAAGAUUACCUAUAUGUAAACAAUGACUUGAUUCUUCUCUAGAAGUCAGCCAAAGCGUUAUGACAUUCCUUUGCCUAGUACUGGAGCCUUAUGAUGUUAUUGAGAAUAGUACAAUUUGUGGAAAUGUGCAUAAUUAUUUUGUCUUUAAGUGAAGGUUUUCUUUUACUAUUCUUAUUUCAAAACAUUAAAUUGGAUUCUUUUUUUUCUUUCCUUCCUCUGAUUCUUUUCCUAUAGUUUCUUUUCUUUUUUUAAAAAAAAUUAUUUAUUUUUUGGCUGUGUUGGGUCUUCAUUGCUGCGCGCGGGCUUUCUCUAGUUGCGGCGAGCGGGGGAUACUCUUCGUUUCGUUGCAGUGCGUGGGCUUCUCAUUGCGGUGGCUUCUCGUGUUGCAGAGCACGGGCUCUAGGCUCAUGGACUUCAGUAGUUCUGGCACACGGGCUCAGCAGUUGUGGCUCACAGGCUCUAGAGCUCAGCCUCAGUAGUUGUGGUGCACGGACUUAGUUGCUCCACGGCAUGUGGGAUCUUCCCGGACCAGGGCUUGAACCCGUGUCCCCUGCAUUGGCAGGCGGAUUCUUAACCACUGCGCCACCAGGGAAGCCCAAUAUAGUUUUGUAUUUUAAAUAAAAGUUUCUUUUUAUAAGAAAAUAAUUUGAAUUGAAUAAUGCAUUGAAUUAGAAGAUAAUCUAUUUUAUAUAAUUAAUGAAAAAUGGUUUUGCUUGCUGUAAAAUAGCACUGAAAGAUUUUUGUAUCAAAAUUUAAAUGUCUUUUAAUGUUCUCUGUAGUUCAUUAAAUACUACUAAGGAAUACGGGCACCAUGUUCUACACACAUGUGCUUAUGAGUAAGCGAGGGCCAUUGGCCAAAAUCUGGCUUGCAGCUCACUGGGAGAAGAAACUCACAAAGGCCCAUGUAUUUGAAUGUAAUCUAGAAAUAACCAUUGAAAAAAUUCUUUCACCUAAGGUGAAAAUUGCACUUCGAACUUCAGGACACCUUCUUUUGGGAGUUGUUCGAAUCUAUAAUAGGAAGGCAAAGUAUCUUUUGGCAGAUUGCAGUGAAGCAUUGCUUAAAAUGAAGAUGACAUUUCGCCCAGGACUGGUUGACCUUCCAAAAGAGGAUCUCGAAGCAGCUUACAAUGCGAUCACAUUGCCAGAAGAAUUUCAUGAUUUUGAUCCCCAAAAUAUGAAUGCUAUUGAUGUUUCAGAAUACUUUACUCAGAACCAAAGCAAACCAGAAGAAAUCACACUUAGAGAAGAUUAUGGCAAUGAUCUACUAUUCCACACUGGGAGCUUUGAGGAGGAACCUGAAAUUCUCAGAAGACAUAGCUUCUUUGAUGACAACAUAUUGCUAAAUUCCAGUGGUCCUUUAGUUGAACAUAGUUCUGGAAGCCUCAUUGGAGAAAUGUUUCUGUUCUGUGACAGUGGAGAUGGAUUUGGAGAUGAAGGAGCUGCAGGAGAAAUAUUUGACAAUCUAUUGCAAGAUGAUCAGAAUAUCCUGUUAGAAGACAUGCAUUUAAAUAGAGAAAUUUCCAUGCUUCCUGAGCCUCCCGAUACUAUAGUGGUAGAACCAGAUAAUCCUGAGUGUGUAUGUCCACCUGAAAAUGAAAAAAUGGAUGAAACCACAUUAUCAAAUGAAGAGGAAGGAUUUACCCUUGAGCCAAUUGAUACUUCAGACAUUGCUGAAAAAAGAAAAGGCAAAAAGAGGAAACUGCUCAUAGAUCCAGUCAAGGAGCUCAGUAGCAAAAUUAUGCAUAGACAGCUUACUUCCUUUACGGACACACUCAUGGUUUUGGAACUUGCACCUCCUACCCAAAGGUUGAUGAUGUGGAAGCAGAGGGGAGGAGCAGACACACUUCUGUCAACUGCUGCCCAGGAUCUGACUCAUGCUGAACUGAAAAUGUUGUUUACAAAAUGCUUUGUUUCCUCUGGCUUUAAACUUGGAAGAAAAUUGAUGCAGAAGGAGUCAGUAAGGGAAGAAAUGGGAAGCAAAAACAUAGUAGAGACCUCCAUGAUGGAAGAGCCAAAUUCCCUGCAAGAGUUAAGUCAAUCCAAAACUUGGAAGGAAGCUACUGAUGGAUCUAAGUGUAGCUCUUGUGAGGAUACCAAUAAAAAUAUUAACUCUGAUCAGGAUAUUGCUGAAAUGGUAUCUUCAGCUGCUGAGGAAUCAUCUUUAAUGAAUGCCAUCUUAGCACAAGGAAUUGAAAACUGUCCAAUUGAAUUGGAGUCAUUGGGGAAUGAACAAAAUAUUGAGGCGGAGAGAUGGAAUCGAAGAAUACUUCAGAUGUUAAAUAGCUUGCGGGAAUCCAACAAGAUGGGAAUGCAGUACUUUAGUCUGAUGAAGCUCUGCAGAAAUAAUGACCGAAAACAAGCUGCAGCCAAAUUUUAUAGCUUUCUUGUCCUAAAAAAACAGCGGGCUAUUGAGCUGAGGCAGAGUGCUCCCUAUGCAGAUAUUAUAGCUACAGAGGGACCAAUGUUCCAUAAAAUGUGAAGGAAAUCCAGAACAUGCAGAUUUAUGUCACCACUGGAAUUUCUUUAUAGAUUGUUCAGUUUAAUGCCAAAGCUGUCUGGAAGCAACUGAAGGUCUGAUCCAUUUCAUAGAUAGGUUGAUCUCCUAUUUCCUCUUUGUAAGCUCAGAAUAAUCAUAGCUAGAAUUGGAAACCUAUAUGCUUACAGCAAUACUUAAUUAUAACUAAAUAAUAUUUUAACUUAGCUGACUUGAAUGCAUAUCAUUUACCAUUUCCCUGACUUGAACGUUGCAUUUAGAAUACAUUGUUAAAAUACUUUAUGCCUUCAAGAAACAUUCAAGGAUUUUUUAAAAAUUGGAUUAUUUACUUAAAUUUUAUGGGAUUAAUUAAUAAGUAAUGCUUUCUUAUUUCCCCACAGACAAUAAUUUAUUUGAUCCUGAUCCUAAUGCAUAUCAUUCUUGAUUUGAUAUGCCCUGGCUUUUAAUCUAAUAUCUUAAUUGAAGAGUUAUAAAAUUCACCUUAGCUUUUAAUUAUCUGAGUGGCUUUAGUCUAAUAAUAGAUCAUUCAACCUAUUUAUAUACUAUUUAAUGAUGAUUAUGACCAUUAUUUAUGUAUCAGCAAAACUGCUUCUUAACAUUAAAAAAAUUAACGCAUACUUAUUCAGCAUGUUGUCUGCAGCUACAAUUCAAGUAAAGGUCACUAAAAUAAAUGUUCUUCAUGUGGUGUUUACUGAGCAUUUUUUUUUUUACAUCUUUAUUGGAGUAUAAUUGCUUUACAAUGGUGUGUUAGUUUCUGCUUUAUAACAAAGUGAAUCAGUUAUACAUAUACAUAUGUUCCCAUAUCUCUUCCCUCUUGCGACUCCCUCCCUCCCACCCUCCCUAUCCCACCCCUCUAGGUGGUCACAAAGCACGGAGCUGAUCUCCCUGUGCUAUGCAGCUGCUUUCCAGUAGCUAUCUAUUUUAUGUUUGGUAGUGUAUAUAUGUCCAUGCCACUCUCUCACUUUGUCACAGCUUACCCUUCCCCCUCCCCAUAUCCUCAACUCCAUUCUCUAGUAGGUCUGUGUCUUUAUUCCUGUCUUACCCCUAGGUUCUUCAUGACAUUUUUUUCCCUUAAAUUCCAUAUAUAUGUGUUAGCAUAGGGUAUUUGUCUUUCUCUUUCUGACUUACUUCACUCUGUAUGACAGACUCUAGGUCCAUCCACCUCAUUACAAAUAGCUCAAUUUCGUUUCUUUUUAUGGCUGAGUAAUAUUCCAUUGUAUAU